Molecule: messenger RNA, 1806 nt
Organism: Gastrolobium bilobum
Lineage: Eukaryota; Viridiplantae; Streptophyta; Magnoliopsida; Fabales; Fabaceae
Exons: 1
Coding region: 1-1806 (601 amino acids)
Molecular function (GO): protein binding
Source: RefSeq, a predicted model, not a curated record
AUGGUGUCCCAAAUUUCAAAAAUUUCAACUAGCAAGACUAGUCAUAAUUUGCUACCUGAUAAGCCAACAUGCAAAAACUGUUCCUGUUUCUUCUGCAUCUUGUCUGAAACUGUCCCUUCUAUUAGAAGAACUAAAAUUGCCCAUUACUUCAAACAAAUGCCUCUAAGAGAAGACCAAGAACAUAUCCUGGUUUUAAGUGGGAUAUGGAAAAUCGCCAUGACUAAACCAAACGAUCCAGAAUUUCCUUCCCUUGGCAGCUUUAGAUGUAUGGCCAAACUGAUUAGAAAAGGUGUCAAGGACAAAGGUUGGCUUCUUAGGCACCAGAACAUAUAUAUACCAUAUUAUGCAGCACAUAUCAUUGGUUCCUAUACCAUGCACAAAGCUAAGUUUGCCAAAAAAGCUGUUAAGUCUAUGGUGGUUCAGCCACUAGUGGAACUGCUUCGAGGUAAGAUAAGUUGGGUUGAACAAAGAGUUGCACUUCGAGCACUGAAUCAUCUGGCUAGCCAUGAAGCUACUUUUGAAGCCGUUAAUGAACAUAGAUCAGAAAUCAUAGAAGCAGCUAUUAACAUAGCUUCCACGUGCCUAAAUGAGGUAUAUGAUAAGUUUGUUUGCUUGAAGGAGUCACAUAGAUUGGAGUACCAUAGAAACUUGCUAACAAGAGGGUUUGGAAGCUUGGAAUUAGAAAAUAGAAAAGCAGAAGAAUGGGGUAGCCAGCUUCAGUGCUGGUCUCUCUAUCUCAUAGAUUGCUUUGCAUGCAAAGAAAAAUCUCUCAGAUUUAUCUGCAAGAAGAAAUUCUUGAAGGGUUUAUGUGGAAUGUGGGGAGGGAUGGCAAAUCCAUCUUCACCUGGUGGAAUAGGACUUCUACGAACUCUGUGUCACACCCAAAUUGGAAGACAAAGUAUAGCAGAUUUGCAAGAAGUGAUAGAGAAUUUUUGUAACGUGGCAAGAUCCUCAGAUGAUAGGCAACACAUGGCUAUUGAAAGUCUUUUCGAACUUCUCAGAGACCCAGUAACAAGGUAUAAAGUAAUAGACACUGCAGCUCCAGUUCUUGUUGAUUUGGUAGAACUCAGAGACAUAAGAGGAAAACACAAAGUUGGACAAGCAAUCAUGCAGAUUCUGUUGCAGGAUUACCACAAAAUCAAGUUUUACAAGUUGAGUUUGAAUAGCGAAAGAACAAGGAGAACACUAGAAGAAUUAUGGGAUUUGAAGGUAGAAAGAGUUAAGAGAGAAAGACUAAUGAAUGAGCAAGAAAUCAGAGAAAAAGAAGCCUUGUCGAGUGUUCUGAAACAAGAAGGAAAUCAGAGAUUUUUGUCAGGGGAGAUUGAAAAGGCUGUGAUGAAGUACACAGAGGCUUUGGAUUUGUGCCCUCUUAAACUUAGGAAAGAGAGGAUUGUGCUUCAUAGCAACAGAGCUCAGUGUCAUUUGCUUCUUAAAGAUGCAGAAUCUGCUAUAAGCGAUACCACUCGAGCUCUGUGCCUAUCGGAUGUGGCGUGUCCUCACAGUAAGAGUUUGUGGAGAAGAUCACAAGCUUAUGACAUGAAAGGGCUCGCUAAAGAGAGCUUAAUGGAUUGUUUAAAGUUCAUCAGCACCCGCUUCAGGUCUUGGAAGACAAAGGGACUCAAAAUCCCUUACUAUGCAGCACGUAUGGUUAACAAGCAUAUGAACUCCACGUGGCUCUUUGCUUCAGCCAAGUCAAAGUGGUGUAGCAAACACGAAGCACUGAAAGAGUUCAUGAUGAGCCAAAAUCAAUUUGAUGUUAUGAACUUGAGGAAGAAAACGAGGAGAAAAAUGAAAGGUGAGUUCUAA